UGUCCGUACGCUGAGGACCCUCGCUGUUCUCCGGUCGAUAACCGAAGCGCAUUUUAAGGUGCUGGAAGGGAUGCCGCGGUAUCAGUCGCUACUAGCGGGUGCAAAUCAAGUCAGCUAUCGUAAUACUGUUGUCGUCCGCGGCCAUGGCAACGUUUGGUGGCUGGGAUACGUUCAGGAUAUUGACGGCGAGUACGCCUUUAUUCACUUUAACUCUACACUAACGGAAGCUCGCUGGAUGCACUUAAGAGACGUCUGGCCUCUGCCAUCGUACUGGGACACCGAGCUUUGUAUGAGGGAAGGCUACCAAAAUGUCGAAAUUUUUGCGGCUUUGCGUGAUGGAGAUAACGGUCCGUUCCGAUUUCGGCCAGCCGUUAUAAUGCACAGACUUUCGGGUUGUAGCUCGAGUUGUUGGAUGUUUUAUAUCAAGACCAAAAGUCUCAGCAGCGACUCCGGUGCCCAACGAACUUGUCUUGAGCUGGUACACGCAGGCCAAGUGGCAAGUGCUUUGCCACCCAGCGGUCCGUCCUUGCUAGAUCGCCGCAAAGGAUUGCUCUAUACCAAAUACUUCAUACCAUUUGACCAUGCCAAGGCCGUUCUCACUGAGCCUUCAGAUAAAUUUCGCAUCAUAAAACAUCUUCAGGACGCUUUUCGAGCCAGAAUGCAUUUACUAAGUGGUGAGUAUUUGACCGACGGCUGCCGAUUUCAUCUGCGCAUCGAAUCGGGGGGUUGCGUAUUUGUUAUCAUUAUUCUCGCAACGGACGCGGAACCGACACCUUGGAUAACUGAGAUCUUGCCGAAAAUCCUGAAAACACAUAUCUCCAGUCGCGCCAGUCUACUGCCUAUCCGUAAUCGAGAAUUACGCGCAAAUGAAUAUGGCCUUUGUGAAACUGAUGUCGAAGUUGGUUCACUGAUGUUGAAUGCCUGUAUCUCACAUUUGACGCCUUCGCUACUGAGCGACAUCUUGUCGCAUUUGGACUUACAUUCGCAAAUGAAAGUCAAACGGGUGUGUGCCUUAUGGCAGUUGCUGCUGAGCAGCUAUCGAGUGAUAGAGCACGUCAGCAUCUCUUUCGGAAGCUGUUGGCAGCUCAAGGCGGACAGCGAUAACUGUUUUAAAGUGGCUACUCUACUGAACAGCUCAAUCAGCUCAGCGACCAUAAGUCUCACCCUGUUGAAUGUAUUCCCGCCACAGCACGGUUUUUUCUUGGGUUCGAUGUUAGAUGCCUUGGAAAUUAAGUUGCCGUUUCUCGUGUUCAAAGACUACACUAACGUUAUACCACUAAGAGUCUUCCAACAAAAACAGUCACGUUUAAAGCAUGGCACAGCGGUCCAUUUAACAGCCUAUAAACACUACUGCAAAUUCGUCUUGCUGCAAAACUGGAAAGUUACCGCCCUCUUCGGACAGCAAAUGUACGACGUUUUUGAGGAGGACCCAAUCUGCUACGAGCCACAUCCCGGGACCACCUCUUGCCCACUGCCAGCGCACGAGCGGGAGUUUAUGUUGCAUCUCGCAUACCAGCCACACGAUCUGGCCAUUGACAAACUGCAAAUCACCAUUCCGAAGGUCAUUCUGCCCUGCAGAGACGGAAAAAUGCACAUGACCAGUCGCUUCAUGUGCGCCUUGAACGAUAACUUCCCGCCGAUCACGCAGGACAUGCUGGUGAAGGUCACAGCUGUCCGUGCGCGGUGGCUGCGCACUCUUACCUACCCCCAGGACUGGCAGAGCAUUCGCAACUACCUCGUAAUAUUCAGCGGGUUUCACUCGGAUGGAAGGCCAAAAGCAUGGGACGAUAUCGACCUCCGAUGUGUGGAUCUUUCCACAUGGAGCAAAUUGGCUAUAUACGGGAUCAGCGAAGUGUUCCGUAUGUGAAUCUCUGCAGAGCAUCAUCGUUGAUUUCUAAUCGAAGAAUCGGCUAUCCUGUUCAUCACCAGGAUAGCGGUAAUAUCUAUUGAUCCAGGAUCACGGGGGAAUGGAGGUAUAUAAAGAAUCACAUGCACAUAUCGCUACAAACGGCAUUUCUUGGAUCUGAUUAAAUACUGUCAAAGGAAUUAUCUGCGAUCCAUGUGUUCCUUUUUCUUUUCGCGUUGCGAGAUGCUUAAAAGUUAUUGAAAUGCCUUGUUUUGGGCUUGUUAACAGCUCAGCGCUUUUCUCUUGUGUAGUGUUCUUCAUUUUCUAUCUGGUUGCUUGCUUAUCUUUCUGUUUUGGAAUAAGUUUGUAUUUCGAAACUCGUAUGGAACAAAAUAUGAAAUCUCUCA
Messenger RNA from Paramacrobiotus metropolitanus, 2253 nucleotides. RefSeq lists its product as uncharacterized. The transcript has 6 exons. Gene Ontology annotation, molecular function: protein binding. The record is from RefSeq and is a predicted model, not a curated record. NCBI's taxonomy places the organism in Eukaryota, Metazoa, Tardigrada, Eutardigrada, Parachela, Macrobiotidae. The coding region runs from base 71 to 1867 and encodes 598 amino acids.